Cheilinus undulatus (humphead wrasse) is the source of this 3122-nucleotide messenger RNA. It is a transcript of the gene lgi3, whose product is annotated as leucine-rich repeat LGI family, member 3. Gene Ontology annotation, molecular function: protein binding. Lineage: Eukaryota; Metazoa; Chordata; Actinopteri; Labriformes; Labridae. Gene Ontology annotation, biological process: regulation of exocytosis. Bases 407 to 2044 code for a protein of 545 amino acids. The transcript has 9 exons. Gene Ontology annotation, cellular component: synaptic vesicle. The record is from RefSeq and is a predicted model, not a curated record.
CUCCAGCACCUCCUCACCCAUCCUUCACUCUCGCUCCCUCUCUCCGUCUCUCUUGUUUUAAGCUUUUCUGCUUGUGCAAUAGUCAAUAAUUUAUUGUCAGUGACGCUGCCUACAGGUCCUGGUGCGGAGAAAGCAGCCCAGCUCGUCAUUCCUGCAGUGUGCUCUUUGGCAGCAGCUCCUGAGAGAAAGCUUGCACGGACCUAAGGAAGCUGCAGAGCACACACACCCACUGAGGACACGCUGGACUAUCCUCACUCCCCCUCCCCUCCUUCCUCUCUCUCUCUCUCAUGCUGUCUCUCCUAACUCUGCACUCAGCAUUAUCAGAGCUGCUGGGAUUGUAGGCAGGCUGAUCAUCACCUCCAAACACGCCACUUUCCACACAGGAGAAACUUCAAACACCUAAAGGAUGCUGGACCCCAGGCAGAGAUGGAUCUGCUUGUCGCUCCUGUGUCUGUGCCUGUGCCUGCCGAGGGAAUCGAACGCCAGGAGAGCCCCCAAGAUCCCCCGAUGUCCUGCAACCUGCUCCUGCACCAAAGAUAGUGCCUUCUGCGUGGACACCAAGGCCAUCCCGAAGAGCUUCCCCCCAGGAAUCAUCUCUCUGACGAUGGUGAACGCCGCCUUUACCACAAUCCCAGAAGGCGCUUUCUCACACCUUCACCUGCUGCAGUUCCUGUUGUUGAACUCUAACACAUUCACCACGAUUGCUGAUGAUGCCUUUGCUGGUCUGUCUCACCUGCAGUACCUGUUCAUCGAGAACAACGACAUCCAGGCUCUCUCAAAGUACACCUUCAGAGGACUCAAAUCUCUCACUCACCUAUCUCUAUCAAACAACAACCUGCAGCAGCUGCCAAGAGACAUCUUUAAACACCUUGACAUCCUCACAGAUUUGGACCUGCGGGGGAACUCUUUCCGCUGUGACUGUAAAAUCAAGUGGCUUGUGGACUGGAUGGAGAAAACCAACACCUCUGUUCCUGCGAUCUAUUGUGCCAGCCCCUUUGAAUUCCAGGGACGCAGGAUUCAUGAUCUCGCACCACGAGACUUUAACUGCAUCAGCGCAGAUUUUGCUGUCUACGAGACCUUCCCUUUCCACUCGGUGUCUGUGGAGUCAUAUGAGUUCAGUGGUGAUCAGUUUGUGGCCUUUGCUCAGCCUGAUUCAGGAUUUUGUGCACUGUAUAUUUGGGACCAUGUGGAGAUGGUCUUCAGGAAGUUUCACAACAUCACCUCUCGCUCUGCUGUCUACUGCAAACCAGUGGUGAUAGCUGACAGUCUUUACAUGGUUGUAGCCCAACUUUUUGGUGGAUCUCAUAUCUACAAGUGGGAGGAGGACCCUCAUCGCUUUGUAAAGAUCCAGGACAUCGACACCACCCGUGUGAGAAAGCCAAACUUUGUCGACACCUUCCAGAUUGAUGGAGAAUGGUACUUUGUGGUGGCAGACAGCUCCAAAGCAGGCUCCACCAGCAUUUAUCGCUGGAACAGCAAUGGCUUCUACUCCCACCAGUCCCUCCACCCCUGGCAUCGGGACACCCAUGUGGAGUUCCUGGAUGUGGGAGGAAAGCCUCACCUGAUCCUCUCUAGUGCCUCUCAGCCUCCAGUGGUUUACCAGUGGAACAGAAACCAGCGGCAGUUCGCUUUCUUCUCCCAGAUCACCGAGCUGGCCGACGUGCAGAUGGUGAAGCACUUCUGGGUGAGGAAAGUUCUCUACCUCUGCCUUACACGCUUCAUCGGUGACUCCAAGAUCAUGCGCUGGGAGGGGCAGCGCUUUGUGGAGAUUCAGACUCUUCCUUCUCGGGGCUCGAUGGCGGUGUACCCUUUCUCAGUGGGCCUCCGUCAGUACCUCAUCCUGGGCAGUGAUUUCUCCUUUUCCAGAGUUUACCUGUGGGAUGACCUAACUCAGCGCUUUCAGCCUUUCCAGGAGCUCAACAUGAGAGCGCCGCGAGCGUUCAGCCUGGUCUCUGUCGACAACAAAGACAUCCUGCUAGCUGCAAGCUUCAAAGGCAACACCUUGGCCUACCAGCACCUGGUGGUGGAUCUCAGUGCAAAGUAGACAUGUUGUUAAAGUGAAAGAUGUUUCUGCGUAUAUUUCAACACGUGCCAAAUAAAUAAGACUGCAAAAUGUUUAAGCCAUGUAACUAAAGUUCUGCUGUUUCACCUGUGUUUAAGCGAGGCAACUAAUUAAACUAUUUUUAUGCACUAUCCCGUAACAUCUGAAUGGAUUGAUGUGAUAACACACAGCAUCAGCAACAUGCCAACACAAGUGUCUUGUCACUGCCGCAUCACUGCUUCUGUACAGCAGAAAAUAUAUCCAGGCCAAGACUUUUGAGAGUAAUUUAUUGUACAUUGUGCUUUGAUAAUGUGAAAAUGAUGUGCAUGUGCGACUACAGAAUUAUUCACUGAAUGUGAUAGCUGACUAAGCUGUGGAGAUUUGUAAGUUACUCAGUUUAAGUUAUCCAUGUAUAACACUGCAUGCCAUGGCUCAAAUUGUAUAACUAUGUAAACAAGCAAUACUUACCUACGCAAUACUUAAAAUCCUUGAUUAUGUUUAUUUUUAGGAGAUACCUCUGAGUCUGUUUGGGAUUAAAUGGAAUUAAUGUUCAUUCUGGGAUUAGAGCCAACAAGGGGCAUGAGUAAAACACAGGAGUGGCCUCUAAAUGAACUUAAGGCUUGUAUAGUUAUAUUUUUUACAAAGAUUAUUUUAGUUUUAAAGGCUUUUAAUCUUAUUUUGUUACAUUUAUCAAAUCUCAAAUUGUGCCCCAACACUUUGACAUUAUAUCUCGUAAUUGUACUUUACUAAUGUGGAAAUGAUAUGCAUGUGCAUCUUCUGAUUUAUGCACUUGAUGGGACUGGAUACUGAAACUGACUGUUAAACUAAUGGGGGUAACAUUAGGCUGCUGCACAGCAUUCUUUUGGGAUUAUUACAAAUAGCCAGUUUGGAAAGAGUUAAAUACACAUUAGGGGGUUUCAAUAAUAGCUACAAUAAUGUCAGAGAAUGUAUUAACAUUAUGAAAUGUGUUCAUCAUGUCUUAUGUCUUUAUGUGGAGUCACAAACUGUAUUUAGCCCAACUGUUGCUGUGUCUAUUUGCACAUGGAGAGUCUGAUGAUAAGAGGAAAUUAUUAAAUGUAGA